AUGGCCGAAAGCCUUGCGCAAUGUGUUGAUUCGCUGGAAUUGAGCGUACAAUGUCUAGAAAAGACGGUUGGUAGACUAAAUAACGAAUCUCAGUCAAGUAAUUAUUUGACUACAGGGCUACUACAAUCGCGAAGAGUAUUCGAGCUCGUGCCAGAAUACGACGUCCAGCGGGCCAAACUGGAUUUGAUUGAGGAGGUCGAACCGCUAAUUAAAAAUUUGAACAGCAAACUAGUCAAGAACUUGUCUAAGUUGGAACGCGAACGCGAUAAUUUACAACAGACACUUGAACUAAACGCCUUAAGGCUUAAAAAUCGAUUCAACGGCGAGGAUUUCCGCGAAGCCGACAUGAGUUCAGAUCUAGUGAUAAUGACCUCAUCUACCUCUGAGGAGCUAGAACAGUUAAAACAACUCAAGGUGCAGAAGACCGAGCUUUUGGAAAGUAUACGACUUUUAAGAGACACUAUGAAAAAUGAGUGA
This is a messenger RNA of Lachancea nothofagi CBS 11611, 477 nucleotides long. The record is from the annotation of a GenBank genome assembly. Lineage: Eukaryota; Fungi; Ascomycota; Saccharomycetes; Saccharomycetales; Saccharomycetaceae.